GAGGUCUGGUCAAAGAAAAGUGCAAAAUUUCAUCUUUUGCUCUUAUUAAAUUAAAUCCUUUCCUUUGGAAUAUAAAGUUUGUGACUUCCUGAAACUCUCUGCACUCAGCCGUUAAUUCUAGGGCAACGACGCAAAUCCUAAAGAUCACAGAUCUUGAAGAAAAUUAAAACUGCGGGACGAGAAGAUAUCCACCGACUGAAGCUAGGCCUGAAAAUAUUUACUAUAUUCGGGGAAUCCCCCGUUUUAAAACGCAAAAUAAAAACAAAAUGGCAGCACAGGCCACUAAAGGAGCCGCUUUAGCUGUCAUAAAGAGAAUGUUCGAGGACCCGAUUCCCCGACUUCUGCCGUCCCGAACUAAAGUGUGGCAACAGAUAGAGGGUGAGAGUGGCACCUAUAGUCCUGAAAAGUGGGCAGAUCCUUUGCUCCUGUUCAAAUGGCAGCUUGGCGGGGAAGAGGAUAUAGCUGAAGUUAUGCCGGCAACGGAAGUUAGCAUUUAUUCCAUGCAAUUUGAUCAACGAUAUUUACAACAGUUUGCAAAGCCCGACUAUUCGGCUUUCGGGAAAAGGCUGAAGGCCAUGUUAGAAUCGGUUAAUCAAUACCAAUACGACGAAGAAGAGUUAGAGUACCUUACAAGCAGCGCUGCAUGGUCGAUGGCUAAAAUUCUUUACCAAUUUGAAAGACAAAGCUUUAUCUAUUUGAAAGACGAAGCUGCCAUCGUGCGGCUUCUCCUGCUACAAAUUAUGCUAAGUAAGCCAACAGACUUGAUGCACGCAUCGUCGUUUGUUCAACAGAUCGCUGUGAAUAUGAACGUGAAAAAGGAUAGCUGCACAGGCUCCUGGAGUCCGCCACCCGAGAUCUCCAACUCUUCACAGAUUGGAACUAAAACGUCUACAAGUGCACUUUAUGUGCUGGCAAUAGACGAAUUGGAUACAGUAAUUUUAAAGGACGAGUCUUUGCAGGAUAUUCAUCUCUCAAGCUGUGUUUGCAUUCCAGUGUGUGGUAGAUGGAGUGGAAGCUCCUGGUUGAUGGCGUACAUUCUCAGUUUUACCAGCACGUCCUGGUGGAAUUUCGCCUAUACCCUGGAUGUGGAGUACUCCAAUGGGGUGUCAGAGGCCACGGAAGGUCUGCCAAUGAAGGCGACAUUCAUGCCCAAAGCAGCAACAGUUUACAUCCACGGCAACUACUCAAACAUAUGUCUAGUUGUGAUCGAUGCAACCCGGUCCCGAUUCCCCGAUGACUGGCAGUUUGAGGUAUGCAAAGGCAUUACUGCCUCACGGGCUGGUAACUUUGAGUUUGCGAAGAAAGCCCACGCUUAUCUGGGACGUCUCUCGGAUCCGGAUGUAAUGACCAUUUCCUGUGGCGAUAUCUCUGUUGCUCUGCAUAACAUGGCUUAUAUAUUCUCACCCACUGAGUUCAGGCAGUUGCACUUAAAGGCCAGUAUCCUGGCUACCUCGCGGUUCAAUGGUUUCAGCUGCUAUCCCAAUCCGGAGCCAACAAAAAACAGGAAACACAUAUUUGGUCCAGUCGCUUUCAACAACAAAGACGAAAUUCUAAUAGGGGAUUACGUAGUUCCUGAUUUGGCUAAGAUGGCGGCAGAAGAACGACAAACCCGACUUCAGGUCCUUAAUUUUUGGAGGUGCGAUCCUUUAGGAUUCCUGACCCACAACGCUGUUGAUUGGCAAGGCCAUUGCCCUUCAAACUACGUUUGCCAAUACAGACUUUCUACCAGCACUAACGACUUGAGAAUUCUCAAAGCCUGCGGAGCGUUUGCCCGAGAUCCCAAUUUCGGAAUACCCAGGGACGUCUUGGACACAACCUUGGGAUACGCCUCUCUAAUGCUUGGACUUACUAACUGGUAUUUGGUGGAGAUGGGAUGUACACUGUUCGAACACAAUUACAUUUCACGUUAUGAGGGUUAUCACAAGCAUCUCGAAUUUCAAGGCAUUUGGGAGAAAAUAACUUCUUUAUUUGUGAUCGAUUUUGGAGUGAUGAAUAUUAAUUCAUUCCUGGAGGAAAGCCUGAAAAAUGUUGGUAGGAUAAUGAACUUCAGUCAGCCGGAGGAAUCGUUGGAGGCGAACUGGACAAAGACACACUUUAGCGGUAAUGUUCCUUGGUGGUUCGUUGCUGCUAUCGCUGCCAAAUUUGGGCAAAACUUCAAAGUAAAAGCACGCGUCGAUUUAAAAAAAAAUGAAAUAGGAUGGCGGAUAAAUGCAGAAAAUAACGAGCAAUAUGAGCUAAGCCUUCUUACUGCGUCCACCAAGUACGAACAGAAAGUGUUAAGAAGUCGUGGGCCCUAUUUCCCCAUACUUACCAUGAAAUCGAAUGGAAGCAAUAGUUUGACCCAUAACAUGAUCUCGUGGGACAUGAAUCGUCUGCUGGAUGGAAAAAAGUCGCAGUUAUCUAAUAUCUGUCACAGAGGAAACGUUGAUUUCAAUGGAAUCGUAGAACUAAAUGUCUUAAUUUUGCCAAAAUCAAAUAUGUUUGAAUCCGUCUACGCUUUUGUAGCUGCCGACAACAGAAUCAUUGCGGAUGAUCCAAAUUAUUGGCCUCAAGUUUCAGGUCUACAAUGGUUCUAUAUGGACAAGGAUUACCUUGAUUGGCUUGGAACGGUUCCAGAAUAAUUUCAUGAUAACGCUCUACCGUUUGGACCAUGUAAUAAAAUGGGAAUACUUCUAGGUCAGUGAAGACCUAACAUUCAGUUAAUACUUGCGAAUUAUUAUUUUGCUUUACUCACUAUUUUUCUUUAUUAAAAACACACACAAAACUAAUUGAUUAAGGAAAUCAAUAUGUGAACAUUAUAUGAACAAAUAAAUGUGCAUUCAAUGAGAAUGGAAAA
Drosophila kikkawai is the source of this 2836-nucleotide messenger RNA. RefSeq lists its product as uncharacterized. NCBI's taxonomy places the organism in Eukaryota, Metazoa, Arthropoda, Insecta, Diptera, Drosophilidae. The record is from RefSeq and is a predicted model, not a curated record.